AUGGAAAGGGAGAUACGGUGGAAGCGAGGAAGAAGAUUGGGAAUGGGCAGCUUUGGUGUCGUUUCAUUAGCAGAGGCAUAUGAUGAAGGUCGUUGCAAUUCUCCAUUGUUGAUGGCUAUGAAAACUGCACCACUGUCUCUCUCCUGUUCACUUCGCAAAGAAAGAGAUCUUCUUCGGGAACUUGAAGGUUGUCCCUAUGUCCUUCGCUGUUUCGGGGACGAAGUUUCGACUGAGAAUGGAGUUGAACUGUACAAUAUUAUGUUAGAGUAUGCAUCCGGAGGAAGUUUGGGUGAUUGUAUCCAGAGUUCCGGUAAAGGGUUAGCCGAGUAUGAAGUUAGACGAUACACGAAGAAUAUGCUUAUGGGUCUCAGUUAUAUUCACGAGCAAUGUUAUGUUCACUGCGACAUAAAGCCCCAUAAUAUCCUACUUGUCGGUGAGGAGGACUCUGCAAGUUUGAUUAAUCCUAAGUUGAAAAGAGUUGAAAAUACUGCAAAGAUUGCAGAUUUUGGGCUUGCCAUGAAGAUUGAAGAGAAAAGAAGCCCCAAGUUGAGAGGCACACCCAUGUAUUUGGCACCGGAGUCGGUUCGUCAUCAAGAGUAUCAACCUCCUUCGGAUAUUUGGGCACUUGGGUGCACUGUGUUAGAGUUGAUUACGGGGACAACACCAUGGCAUUGCGAACCACAUGCUGAGACUUGUGCUCUUUUGUAUCGUAUUGGUUUGGGAAAAACGCUGCCAGAGAUUCCAAGUUGGGUGUCUGCAGAGGCAAAAGAUUUUUUGAAGAAGUGUUUGGUACAUGAUCCGAAGUCACGAUGGUCUGCGGACAUGCUCUUAGGCCAUCCCUUUGUUUUAACUAUGGACAAUACCCCUAAGGAUGCUAAAGAAUUAAGAAGCUGUGCAGAUCAUCAAUUCAGAGUUCAUCACUUGAUCUUCUAA
This is a messenger RNA of Cornus florida, 933 nucleotides long. Its product is annotated as mitogen-activated protein kinase kinase kinase 20-like. The record is from RefSeq and is a predicted model, not a curated record. Gene Ontology annotation, biological process: protein phosphorylation. Bases 1 to 933 code for a protein of 310 amino acids. The transcript has a single exon. Gene Ontology annotation, molecular function: protein kinase activity; ATP binding. Lineage: Eukaryota; Viridiplantae; Streptophyta; Magnoliopsida; Cornales; Cornaceae.